This is a messenger RNA of Colletotrichum truncatum, 1527 nucleotides long. RefSeq lists its product as uncharacterized. Gene Ontology annotation, molecular function: transmembrane transporter activity. Lineage: Eukaryota; Fungi; Ascomycota; Sordariomycetes; Glomerellales; Glomerellaceae. Gene Ontology annotation, cellular component: membrane. The record is from RefSeq and is a predicted model, not a curated record. Gene Ontology annotation, biological process: transmembrane transport.
AUGGCCGGGAAUACGGAAAUCGAAAUGUCAAAGCCGGAAGCCAAAUGCUUAGAAUCAGGGAUAACUCCUGAUCCUUAUGCAAGCCUCUCAUCCGAAGAUGCAGAAUUCAUGAAAAGCUAUGAAGGAAAAGCUGGGCGAAAAGUGGUCAGAAAGAUUGACUACAGGCUGAUACCUAUCAUGGGUCUUCUCUACCUGUUGUCGCACAUUGACAGAGGAAAUAUUGGUAAUGCGAAGAUUGAAGGAAUGGACAAAGACCUCGGACUAACUGGAAAUCAAUACAAUAUCGCCAGCACAAUCUUUUUCGUCCCCUAUAUCAUUUUUGAGAUCCCUUCGAACAUUGUGCUUAAGAAAGUUCGACCUAGCUUGUGGCUGUCUUUCUUGGUUCUUUCAUGGGGCACUGUUAUGACACUUAUGGGAGUGGUCAAAAACUUUCAAGGAAUGGUUGCUUGCAGAGUAUUUCUGGGUCUAUGCGAGGCCGGCUUCUUCCCUGGUGCAGUUUACAUUGUUACGACCUGGUAUCCACGACAUGAGCUUCAACAGCGCCUCGCCAUCUUCUACACAGCAUCUGCUUUCUCGGGUGCCCUAAGUGGUCUUUUGGCUUUCGGGAUUGCUCGCAUGGAUGGUAUACGUGGUAUAGAGGGAUGGAGAUGGAUCUUCCUUCUCGAGGGAGUCGUGACUAUCACGGCAGGGCUUGCAAUGCCAUUCUUGAUCCUGGACACGCCAGAAAAGGCCAAGUGGCUCAGUGAUGAAGAAAAACGAUUCAUAGACUUGCGUCUUCGCCUUUCAGGUGUCCGCUCCCAGACUCAAGAAGGCGACAAACUUUCUUGGCGCUUGCUUUUCCAGACCAUGACAGACUGGAAAAUCGGCCUGGGCAUCUUGCUUGCUUGGGCGAAUUCAGUUCCGAAUGCCGCCUUCAAAUUUACCAUGCCACAGAUCAUCAAGCAACUGGGGUUUUCUACCGAGAAAGCUCAACUCCUUACCAUUCCUCCAUACUUUUGCGGUGGUGAGGCGGCAUGGAUCACUGGCAGAUUUUCAGACAGAUUUUCGUGGCGUAUGCCGUUCAUAGCCGGCCCAAUGACUGUGCUUGCAGUGGCACUUGGUGUUCUCUUCCGAUACUCCUCAGACGUCGCCAAUAACGUAUCAGCCAUGUACGUUGGAGUAGUAUUAGCUCAGAUCGGCAUAUACCCUCUCCUUCCGGGUAUUACUGCGUGGAUAGGCAAUAAUUUAGCUCCAUCCUGGAAGCGGUCUAUUGGAAUUGCUUGGCUUCUAGCAGCCGGUAAUCUGGGAAGUCUCAUCGGAACCAACAUUUUUUUGGAUAAGGAGGGCCCGCGGUACCCUACUGGAUAUGGAACAUCACUGGGAAUCAUUUGCCUAGGACUAAUAUCAGCAUUUGCGUUGGAAUUCCUGUUGUGGAAUUUGAACAAAAAGAAGGCGAAACUGUCCGAGGCUCACAUCCGGCAACAGUACACGCAAGAACAGCUGGACGGAAUGGGCGAGAAGAGCCCUCUAUAUCAAUACACUCUAUAG